AUGCCUAAAAAAGGGAGACUGAAGCUAGAUGAUGAAAGGAAAAUACAGAAGAACUUCAGGUUUUUACUGCAUGAGUUAGAGGCUAAGGAUAUCACAGAUGUGCUGUUUGAGGAAGACGUGAUAAGCGCUGAAGACAUGGCGGAAGUUGAGUCGGCGCCUAACAAAACAGAUCGAGCGAAAGCUCUGGUGCAGAAGUUACUCAACGCUGGACCUGGAGAGGCGUACUCACGUUUUAUAGAGUCACUUCAAGAUAAGUACUCACACGUGGUGGACAGACUGAAGGGACAGGGCUGCUCACGUUCUACAAGCCUGGAAGACGUAGAUUUUGAUUGCGAAGCCUCAAUCAGUUCACAAAUGACAAAUAUGCAGAUACGUGAAUCAAAACCACGAACCCAGACAAAAAAUUCAAAAUUCGCGGGGAAAUUAAGAGACAUCUUUUUAGCAUUUAUAAAACCAAACCAGGUUCUUCCGCAUUUUCAUACAUACAACUCAAAUGUUCUGACUGGGGAUGAUAUGGCGUACAUCACACAUAUAACAAAAGACAGAGGAGAUAGAGAUGGGUCUAUCUGUCUGCUGGAGAGGUUAAGUUUGUACGAUGGAUGGACGGACUGUCUACUCUCUGUGUUAAGAGACGAACAUGUCCAACUGAACAAUGUUGCUGAAUGGAUAAGGCAGCUUCUGUAUGAGCCUGUUAAAAGAGACUACAAAACUGAGACUGUCAAUAAGUUAGCUCCCAUUAUUGAAGCUUUUGUCAAGCCGCUAAACGUUCUGGAGUAUUUUCAUCAGUACAGCACAAGCGUGUUGACAGAUAAAGACUUGAAGGAGAUAAGGGAAGCUACCGUAUCUUCAGGUGACAAGGAAGGUGCUAAGUUCCUGUUAGACCGUCUGCUGCUACACGACGGAUGGUACCAGUGCCUGCUGUCUGUGUUGCAGGAUGGGAGGGUGGGGCUACAUCACGUGGCUACGUGGAUUAACCAGGUUAUGUAUGAUCCUAUUAAAGUGAAACCCACCUCAGACCUCUACAACAAAAAACUUUUAGCUAAGAUGGAGAUCAUGUUUCUGGCUUUCGUCAAGCCUUCAGUUUUUGUCAAUUGUAUACACAAGCACAACAAGAAUGUCCUGACACAGAAAGACAUUGUGAGUAUUGUUGUACCAUCUGUUGGGUUUUACAAAAUGCAUCUCUAA
Molecule: messenger RNA, 1185 nt
Organism: Physella acuta
Lineage: Eukaryota; Metazoa; Mollusca; Gastropoda; Physidae
Biological process (GO): regulation of apoptotic process
Molecular function (GO): protease binding; death domain binding
Source: RefSeq, a predicted model, not a curated record